Messenger RNA from Aphis gossypii (cotton aphid), 803 nucleotides. It is a transcript of the gene Dim1, whose product is annotated as thioredoxin-like protein 4A. Lineage: Eukaryota; Metazoa; Arthropoda; Insecta; Hemiptera; Aphididae. The record is from RefSeq and is a predicted model, not a curated record. The coding region runs from base 177 to 605 and encodes 142 amino acids. Gene Ontology annotation, biological process: mRNA splicing, via spliceosome. The transcript is spliced from 3 exons. Gene Ontology annotation, cellular component: U4/U6 x U5 tri-snRNP complex; spliceosomal complex; U5 snRNP.
GUAUAUCGUGUUUGUUAUUGUUCGACUACUUUACUUUAUUACUUACAAGUUACAAGUUACAAACAAAUAACAAUUUUAAAAUUCAAAAUUGAAAAACUAUUAAAGGAAUUAUUAGCCUACUUUUGAUAUAAAACAAGACUCAUUGCGCAAGAAAAAGUUUCUGUAAAUCAUUAAAUAUGUCUUAUAUGUUAGCGCAUUUGUUUAACGGCUGGCAAGUCGAUCAAGCAAUUCUCUCGGAGGAAGACAGGGUGGUUGUUAUUCGUUUUGGUCAUGAUUGGGAUCCUACAUGUAUGAAAAUGGAUGAGGUUUUGUAUAAUAUUGCAGAAAAAGUGAAAAACUUUGCUGUUAUAUAUUUAGUUGACAUCACCAAAGUACCGGAUUUUAAUAAAAUGUAUGAAUUGUAUGAUCCGUGUACGGUUAUGUUUUUCUUCCGCAACAAACACAUAAUGAUUGAUUUGGGUACCGGAAAUAACAAUAAAAUUAAUUGGGCACUUGAAGACAAACAAGAAAUGAUAGAUAUUGUUGAAACAGUGUAUAGAGGUGCCAGAAAAGGACGUGGUUUGGUAGUUUCUCCUAAAGACUACUCUACUAAAUACCGUUACUAAAUAAUUAGUAUAGUGUAUAUUAGUUUGUAUCCUAUAUGAUUCAUCUUAUGUUUAUGUAAUGCAUUAUGUGUGUGUAUAUAUUUAUGUAUUUAAAAUAAAUUGUUAAUAAUUAUAUUUAAUAUACUUCUAUACCAAUAAAUAAAAUAUUUUUCUUAACUGUAGAAGUGAAAAUAAUAUAAACGAUUUUAAAUUCUUUAA